Molecule: messenger RNA, 5125 nt
Organism: Osmerus eperlanus (European smelt)
Lineage: Eukaryota; Metazoa; Chordata; Actinopteri; Osmeriformes; Osmeridae
Product: zinc finger protein 721-like
Exons: 2
Coding region: 173-3622 (1149 amino acids)
Biological process (GO): regulation of transcription by RNA polymerase II
Cellular component (GO): nucleus
Molecular function (GO): RNA polymerase II cis-regulatory region sequence-specific DNA binding; DNA-binding transcription activator activity, RNA polymerase II-specific
Source: RefSeq, a predicted model, not a curated record
AAGGGAGAUGACGGCCUCCAUGUUUUAGAAGGAAGACACUGGUGGAGUUAACAAUAAGUACAAGAGAAAUCACAACAUAAGGAAUCACACAAAGACCCAGACAAAACUUGAAAAGGCUGGAAAUGAACGUGUGGUCAAGUUUCUCCCACUAGAAUGCCACAUUGUUGAUCCUAUGAACAUAAUGAAUUCUAUCUCUGAAAUGCAUGUGGAUAGGCCUGUAGAGGGGCAGGUACGUAGGAAACGUGGCCGCCCUCCCAAGAAAUCUAAAAUGCCUUUACAAACCGAACCAUGCCCUCCUAGUUUACAAGGAAAAAAGGAUGCAGAUACAUUAUCUGCAACAACAAAUGUUGCUCCUUUAAACACAAAGUGUGCAAAAGCUGUCAAUGGCAACUCAUGCAACACACCUGAUGUGGAACCUUCUCUAAACCAUGAACGUAUUAACUCUGAAAAUCCUAUCUGUGACUCCUCCAAUCACGAUCUUAAACCUCCAGAUUCUAUCCCAGUGCCACAGAAAAGGAAGAGGGGUCGACCAAGAAAAACUGUUAACACAGCUAUAGGGGGAGCAACGGCAGAUUCUGGUACUCCUGGUGUGGGGGCGCCUGUGAAGGAAUCCACAAAGUCCCCACCUCACUCAGGUGUGCACGAUGCGACAGAAGUCCACCCUGGAGGGAGACCGAGGAGGACGAGAGGGAUACUGCACAAUCUCACCCCAGAAGGAAGGGGACCUCCAGAAGUUGAGGUAUCUAUAUCCAGUGGUAUUUCAGAGAGACCAGAGAAAAAAGUAAGCAGACAUCAAAGUACCCAGAAGGAUAGUAAGGUGUUGAGCAACUCUGCCAGCUUGGAUGACAGCAGUGUGCCUGGAAGAAGGAAACAAAUGGAGGAGGAUGGAGUGUUGAAAAAUACAAUCACUGAUCCUCAACCUGUGGUGGGCCUAAAACGCAGAGGACGACCUCGGAAGAAGUCAACAGUCAUGAGGCAGGUGGCGCUAGCACUGAUAGGAUUACAAUCAAAUGAAGCAGCUGUGACUCCCCAGGAUAAAAAGCAGUGUGGUCCCACAACUUCUGUCAACACCAACCCUGAAAAGUCACUCAAUUCCGGGAUCGAUACAAGGCCAAAGUUGCCCGGGGAUGUUUAUUCUCAACAAGCUGUUAAAUCUCUAGAUGCCGUAGGCUCUCAUGGAAUAAGGUCAGCUAGGAGUGGUGAAGUCUUCUCUAAAGUGAAGAUGGAGGAAAUUGAGUUGGAACUAGACAAUGAUCAUCAAAUGUCAGAUUAUUUACAGUGCUACACUGACACCACUGUGAAAUCUAACCCUGUUAUUAACUGUGAUGAAACCGAAUUAGAAAAGCCAUUCAAAAUUGACAAACGCAGAGGGAAUUUCAAAAUACUGAGGGAGAUGCAAGAACACCAGAAAAUACCUCAGAGCACUCACUUUGUUAAAAAGGCUCGAAAGAAAAAAAGGUCUUGGUGGGAUGACAGAGGGAAUCUCCAAAGUAAGAUCUCAGCGACAGAAUCUCAACCUGACGGAGCAAAAGCUGAACCCUGUAACUCCAAGUCUGAAUCAGAAAUCCUGCCAGGUGAAAACACAGCUAGUCACCCAAUCAGAAACGAAAGAAGACUAGAGGAGGAAGCUGUAAACAGACUUAAAAGUAGUAAACGCAGGACUCGGCGGCGACAGGGCGACCCAUCAAAGCGUGUGGAAUGUGAGGUCUGUGGUCACACUUUUAAAUACCAAUGUCUGUAUAUUAUUCACAAACGUACUCAUACAGGGGAAAAGCCUUACAAGUGUUCUGAUUGUGGCAGGGAAUUUGCACAGGUUUCUAACUUUAACACGCAUAAGAAGAGACAUAAGUACACCUACCAGUGUCCAUAUUGUAAAAUCAAGAAAUCAAGUGCGAAAGAGUUACGUAUUCACUGCAAGAUGCACAAGGCCCAGAAAUCUAAGACUAUGGACAGAAAGCAGAUUCAAAGCAAUGUCACUGAAGAAUUCAGAGAUUUUUCAAAUAACAAAGCUUACCCUUGUACAUACUGUGGGAAAGUAUUUCGCUUUACGUCUGCGCUUAGGAUUCAUUUACGUAUACACACUGGGGAAAAGCCAUUCACUUGUCAAGUAUGCGGGAAAAGCUUUACUCAGGGCCAUGUCCUGCGCACUCAUAUGGGGACACACUGGGCUGUGAAACCUUAUUCUUGUAAUCGAUGUGGAAAACAGUUCUUAAAAAUUAACAUUGCAGAAAGGCAUGUAUGCUGCAGAUACACUGUCAAGCAUGAAGAACCUUCAUUAUCUUACACAUGCCAUGUCUGUAAAAAGACGUUUUCCAAAAAGAGUCAGUACAAUAACCAUUUGCAAACCCAUUCUGGUGCAAAGCUUUUCUGCUGUUCGUUCUGUGAUCAGCUCUUUGGUGAUUUGUCCGAGUAUAAUGCACAUAGCCAAGCAUGCUCUGAGGAAAAUACUCAUUCAUCCCUUCCAAGUGUCAAGGAUCAGUCAGCAGCAACACAGUCAGCCUCAUUACAGAGAAGUGAACCCUUGGGGCCACUGAAACCCAGAGGCCCCCAGACCUCACAGACCCGCCCCAAAAAGAUUGUGUCCUGUAUCCUACCCUUCCAAACAAGCAUCAUACCCUCCCAUCAUUUCUCCCACUUUGUAUCCAAGUUAAACAGACUAGAUCAGAGAUCAGACCCCAGGAAGUACUUAUGCCCACGCUGUGGGCGUUUGUUCAGACACAUGGGGCGGCUCAGGGCCCACAUGCUUACUCACGCCCGUGACCAGACGUACACCUGUGGCCGCUGCGGCAAGACCCUGGAGAACUGGAGAAAGCUCUGGCAACAUCAGAGCGUCCACCGGCAGAAGACUGGACGGUUUUCCUGUCCUGAGUGUGGCCGCGGGUUCCGCUUCGUGGGGCCCUAUAAGAAGCACAUGAAGGAACACCCUGAGUACCGGUGGAUUCAGCAGAGGCCCAAUAGAGCCUUCCCCGGCCUCGCACGGCAGCCCCUGCUUCUGCCUUAUCAGUGUGAGGAGUGCGACGCAAGCUUCGAGGCUCUAGAUUUGCUGUUCAGUCACCAGCUUGGCCAUUCCCCCUCACAGUACUCAGACAAUGGCUGUGACACGGAGUAUCGUUCAGACACUGAAGACCACGACGCACAACAAGGCAUAACUUUAACCCUUAGCCCUCACACGGUCAGCUGUGGAACAAACUCGCACCCUGGACCGCAUCAUCCCUACCAUUACCCCUCCCUGCCUGGGAGUUCUGACCAACCCUGUUUCCUGUCAAAUCACGCAGACCCACUUUACGCCCUGUCACCACAGACAACUUCUGCCUCCUUACUCCAAAGUCCCAAUGUCCCACAAAGCCUCAGACCUUUUCAAACCGACUUAACUCCCACCAGCUCCACUUCGGGCCCACAGGCACAGACAAUGGCCAGACUACACGAACAAGAAAGUAGUAUAUUUGGGAAGCCAGUUCGAAAGUAUGAAAAAACAACUAAAGUCAACAAUAACAGUUGUUCUUUCAUCAGGACAAGGGAAAGCACAGGUGUUGGUGUUAAGUGUGUGGAGUGUGGCGAGAUGUAUUCUGUCAUAUCAGACCUGUAUGAUCAUUACUUGCAGCAUGCCAGGGGAGAGUUGUGAUGUAGAAGUACCCUCACCCUCAAUGUCCCAGGUCAAUCAUGUGUGCCAUGUGUGAUCAGGAACGCUUUAUGGUCAAAUGCACAGAAGGUUUGGUUCUAUUUUCAGGUCAGGAGUGUAUAGAGACCCUUACUUAAGAGGUUAAUGCUAGGUUUGAUUUUUGUAUGCUCGAUUUUUAUCAUGGGGUGCAGGUUAUACUACACUAAUGACAAUGAUCAUUAAAGAAAACAAGAUUGAGUUAGUUAUGAAUUGAACAUUCUCUACUGAAAAUAUUGUGAAUUGAAACUGUGUUUUUUACUUUUAACUUUUUUGUCCAAGAAAAUUUCAGAGAGCUUCAGCCAUUGUGUAAAACAUGUUAUGGUAUUAUUGUUCAGUAUUAUUUGAUAGUUAUACAAGACACAUUUACAGAAAAGACUAACUGGAGUUUUCUACUUUCUUUUUCUUUCUAGUUUCUAACAUUGAAAUUAGUUGAAAAUCAGCAAGCCUACUUCGUCUGGCUAUUUAUCAGUUUGUUAUCCCACAGAAUGUGAAGGACAACAAUAAAGUUGACUUAUUUCAAAGAACAGAACUGGAAUUUGGUUUCAUGGAAAUACUGUGGGUUGUGUUGAUCGAUAAUCCGUUCGAACAGAAACCCUUAACAGGCACUUGAAGCACCAUCACAACAUAUCCAUCCAGUCCUUCACAACGGUAUUUUGUAAAGUUUUGACAGUGUUAAAUUCUGACGUUACGACAGUGCCGUACAGGGUUCUAUGCCUACGUCAAAACGCUUGUCAACGCUAAAAAUGUUAAACUGAUUUUUUUUUUUUUUACUUAAUUGCUUUUCUCUCUUGAUCUUUUUAGUAUUCUGAACAACAUAACACACGUGGUAUAUUUUGUAUGUAGAUUGUAACAUGUAUGACAACUGAACAUGUGCAUGAGGUGGAACCGUCUUUGCAGUCCGAUGCUGAAUGAACAUCUGGAGGGAACGUGAUGGAUGAUUUAAUCAAUGAUACCUCGGGGUGGUGACCUGAACUCUGUAUUUUGGUAUAUUUGUGAAUAAAACGUCUAAUGAAAAUAUGAUCUAUCUUGUGUGUGAUGAUGUCAGCGUUGUUAAUAUACAACUGGCACUGAGUCUCUUUAAAGGAGUAUGGGGCGGCAUUAAAUGUACAUAUUUUAAUGAAAAACUGUAAACAAGAAGAUGAAAACGAUAAAGAGCAGAUGGUAUUUGUUACUUUCUAACACAUUGAUAACAAGGACACACAAUCAGGUAGGCCUACUGCAUGGUCUUAUUGAAUUUUAGGCACCUCAUCAUAAAUGUAGGCCUUAGAGAUAAACACUGCUUUAACUAAUAAUUUUAAGAAAUUCAGAAAAUGUUAUAUCAAACUGAUAUAAAGAUUAUCUUCCUCCCGUUCUACUGCUGUGAUUUCCCACCAUUACAUUACUGCUCAUUUGACAUGUAAAUAGAGGUUGCUUCACAGUUGCAUUCAUUCCAUAGCCUGCUGUCUACUGUGUAAAUGCUUGUUUAAU